AUGAUGCAACUUCAUUGGCCGAGAUAAAAAAGAUCAAAAAAUCGAAUCUUUUUGCCGGCCCUCUCUUCCCAUUUCUUCUUCCUUAUCUUUCUUUCUUUCUUACUCUCUGCAUCUCUCUUUCCUCCACACACUAACACACAUACUUUCUUUCUUGACUAUCGUUCUUAUCGCUCGUCAUGGCUCUUUCAACACAAGCUGUGCCAAAGCUACGCAAGCGUUCGCCCGUCCAGCAUGAUAACUGUGCGGAUUGCUACGAGGAUCAGCCCUGCAACUCGUGCUCUGCAGCUGAUGCUGAUGCUGAUGCUACUCCCACUGCUAUUACUACAAGUACUGAUAAGGUGGAGCAGAAGCAGGAACAAGAACAGCCGCCACAAUCACAAGAACAAAAGGUACCUCCACCACCUCCACAACCGCAACAACAACGUCUGAUGCGCGUUUAUACCAGUGAGGACGACAAGAAGCCAUCCUCUCAACAACAAUCGUCGCAGCCUCAGCAGGAUGCGGUGUGCGCUAAUUGCCAAACAACAACCACCCCGCUCUGGCGUCGUGAUGCGAGUGGUAAGACGAUAUGUAAUGCAUGUGGCUUGUAUUACAAGCUCCAUCAUGUCCAUCGUCCAGCAACAAUGAUGCGCACGGUGAUCAAGCGACGAAAGCGCUGUGCAUCUUCGACUGAAAAGCAGCAGAACAAAUCUGCUUUCCGUAAGCGGUCCAAAACGCAGCAUCAACAGCAACAAGAGAAGCACCAACAGCAACCGCAGCAAUCCCCAGUGCAGCAGGCACCCUCGCCUCCUCAUACCACGAUACCUAUGGUGGGUGAAGAUGUGGAAUCAUUAGCAACAUCCUCGCGGGCAUCUACGGCGUCUCCUCCACCGCCAUGGCAGCCACAAUCUCCGCCUGCAACAUCGACAAACUCUUCAUCGUGCACACCGCCUGCUUCGCCGCCAGGAGUAGGAAGCGUUGUGUUACCGCCUAUUCACGCCCCCGACCACCACCAUCACCAUAAUCAUCACCAGCAGCAUUCUGCCAAUGAGUACAAAGUGCACACAACCUUACCACGGUUGCGGUUCCACCAUCUAUGCAACAAGACCACAGAUGACCUGCGUACUCAACGUCAGGAAUUGCAAAAUAGAGUGACCAGACUCUCUGCCCUGCUCUCUGAAACCGUCUCCACUUUAUCAAAAAUCGACGCAGCACUUGCCGAGCCCACAAAGAACCAUUGCCCUAUCUGUCCACCUUCUGAUCAUCAGGACCACGAAAUCGCUCGAUCUCUUUUAUCAUUGGCUUCUUGCACAGCCUCUAAAUCACCACCACCACCAACAGCAGCAGCACCAGUACUUCAUGUCCAUCAAGAGCGUCCUCAUUUACCACCCAUCGCAUUACCCACCCCAGCGUCACCUUAUCAUCAGUGACGAUAACAACAAACAUAUAAGCACAACACAUUCUUUUCCUCUAUCUUUCGGACUACACCCCACUCACCACACUCAUAAUAUACCUUUUUCUCAUUAAUGUAAAUUUUUGUCUUUAAGCCUUAUCAUAAUCAUUUAUCAUUCUCAUAUCAUCAUCAUCUUCUCCAGCAUCACGUUAUUCCCCCCCUCCUUGCUUGCUUGCUCUCGCUACUACACUCAUGUAACUCUUCUCUAUUUCUGUAUAAGCUUCCUCAUCAUUUUUGUUCAUACUCUUCUCUUAUUUCUUGUUUUUUCGAUAAUAACAAUAAUAACAACAAUCAUAAUAAUAAUGACUUAAAGCAAAAACAAACAA
Zychaea mexicana is the source of this 1758-nucleotide messenger RNA. RefSeq lists its product as uncharacterized. The transcript has a single exon. Gene Ontology annotation, molecular function: DNA-binding transcription factor activity, RNA polymerase II-specific; RNA polymerase II cis-regulatory region sequence-specific DNA binding; zinc ion binding. Gene Ontology annotation, biological process: positive regulation of transcription by RNA polymerase II; negative regulation of transcription by RNA polymerase II. Bases 177 to 1409 code for a protein of 410 amino acids. The record is from RefSeq and is a predicted model, not a curated record. NCBI's taxonomy places the organism in Eukaryota, Fungi, Mucoromycota, Mucoromycetes, Mucorales, Lichtheimiaceae.